AUGUCGAACAACAACGCUCCUAGCUUGCCGACGUUCAUUGGUAAUCUCCAUGUCGGCCCAGGAAGUCAAAUCGAUCGACUAGCGAAUAACCCAGUCUUACCUGUUUUCUCAUAUUGUGCUGCGAGUAUCCUCAUGACCGUGAUCAACAAGUUUGUAGUUUCUGGUCGCCAUUUCUCGAUGAACUUCCUACUUUUGACGAUUCAGUCGGUAGUCUGCGUUGGCUGCGUGGCCAUAUCUAAAUCGAUGAGGCUGAUCAAAUAUCGUGAUCUUGACAAAAAUGAUGCGAAGAGAUGGUUCCCGAUCUCAUUUCUAUUGGUCGUCGUGAUUUACACAGGCUCGAAAGCAUUGCAAUUUCUGACCAUCCCAGUUUAUACGAUAUUCAAAAACCUUACCAUUAUUCUGAUCGCUUAUGGUGAAGUGAUUUGGUUCAAUGGAUCGGUGUCGAGUUUGACCUUGGUAUCAUUUGGCCUCAUGGUCCUCUCCUCACUUAUUGCCGCCUGGUCCGACAUCUCGCCUUUUCUCUCGGCCGGUUCAGCCAAAGAAGAUGCAUUUCAAGAGCCUCUUAUCUAUGGAGAAAUCGUGAAGAAGAACAUGGGCUACUUUUGGAUGCUGAUCAAUUGUUUUGCCAGCGCAGCUUAUGUAUUGGCGAUGAGGAAAAAGAUCAAACUCACCAACUUCAAAGAUUGGGAUACAAUGUUCUACAACAAUUUACUAUCUAUCCCAAUCUUGAUUGUAUUUUCCAUGGCAUUUGAGGAUUGGUCGCAAAGCUCAUUGAGUCUUAACUUUCCAUAUGAAGGGCGAACUUUCCUCUUAGCGGCGAUGUGUUUCUCUGGAGCGGCAGCGGUGUUCAUCUCCUACACCACAGCCUGGUGUGUGAGGACGACCUCUUCGACGACCUACUCGAUGGUGGGUGCUUUGAACAAGUUGCCAGUGGCUGCAAGCGGGAUGAUCUUCUUUGGGGAUCCAGUGACCUUUGGAAAUGUGACUGCCGUCUCGACCGGCUUCGUCGCCGGUGUCGUCUACGCUAUCGCGAAAACAAAUCAGCAAAAGAAUAAUAAUAACGGGACGGGAAACGGAUCCGGUAAUCCCGGUAGUCCUUCUCAGCCGCUCUUAUUUCAAAAGGACAUUAAAGCUUGA
This is a messenger RNA of Puccinia triticina, 1137 nucleotides long. RefSeq lists its product as uncharacterized. The record is from RefSeq and is a predicted model, not a curated record. Gene Ontology annotation, cellular component: Golgi apparatus. The transcript has 6 exons. NCBI's taxonomy places the organism in Eukaryota, Fungi, Basidiomycota, Pucciniomycetes, Pucciniales, Pucciniaceae. Gene Ontology annotation, molecular function: antiporter activity; GDP-mannose transmembrane transporter activity. The coding region runs from base 1 to 1137 and encodes 378 amino acids.